AUGACACAGUCGUCUACUCCUGGUUCCAAGUCAUUUCCAGAGCCCAUAGCUGCCAAUCCUUCCACGCCGAGCCUCUACCGGUUUGGACCUAACCGACACCAACUUGGGCAGAACGCAUUCACCAGGAUUCGAACCCCUGAGCGGAGCUUCACUAUAAGCUGUCCCGCUGGUUCGUUCGCCAGAGCAGCAAAGGUUCCCGAGGCGGAGAGCGUGCGAUUCGAUCCGAGGUUCGAUAGCAAGCCAGUACUGGCUGUUGGGACUGAGGCUCGGUUGCGUGCGGAUGGAAGAGAGGAGGGAGAAAGUGAGGGAGGGGAAUCAGAGGAGAGCGAGAUUAGAGUGGGAAGGGAGGAGGUGGAUGGCAGAGGAGAGCGUACGAGACGUGGUAGGAGAGCAAGCGCUGUGGAGGGAAAGGUUGAGAGAGGCGGUUGGAAGCGUGGAGGGAGGGGAGGAUGCAAGGCGACAGAGGAGGAGGAGGAGGCUGUGGCAGUGAUUGCUGGAGUAUUGAAGGGAAAAUUCGGGCCUCAGAUUGUGAGAGAGGAAGGGGAGGAGGAGGGGUCUACAAACGGAAGUAUUACGGACGAGGAGGCGAAGGGUGCAGAAGGAGAGGAGAAGGUGGAUGGGAAUGCGGAAGCAGAGGGCGCGGAAUUUGAGGGAGAAGAGGAUGAGGAAGGGAACGAGGGGGAAGACGCAGCAGCAGAAGCAGAAGAAGAAGCGAGUGAUGAGGACGGACAACCUACCACAUCUCCUCCCACACCCCCUCCUCCACUCAACAGCCCUCGGGUCGUAUCUCCCUCCUCCCUCCUCUCCCUCUACCGCUUCUUCUCCUCCCACCUCGGCAUCACCUCCCCUUCCACUGUCGCUUCAGUCCUCGCCUCACGCCCUGCCCUCAUGCGUUCUGAUCCUGCCAGUGACCUGCUGCCACGUGUCCACCUCCUCCAGUCGUAUGGCGUAUCCCGCGCCGACAUGUCAGCCAUCACCAUGAACAAUGCUUCCUGGUUUCGAUGCUCCCUUGCCCAGGUUCGGGAAAUGCUUGACUUUCUCUUGGCUCGGGGCGUACGCCGGACCAAGCUAGGUAUGGUGCUCCGGAAGUCUCGUUAUCUCAUGACCAUGCGGCUUCGUUCAGCGAACCUGGACAUUCUGGUGGAGAGAGCAGGGGUUCCUGUGGACAAGCUGGGUGUGAUUAUAGAGAGGGGCCCGACUAUCCUAUGCUUGAGGGAGGAAACCAUACAACGUCGUCUCGAGCAGGUAUCAACGUUUUUUACUAACGGAUACGGAGAAGAAAGCAUCAACAGCGGCCACCUGAGGCAACACCUGAACCGGCAGCACAAGGAUGACCUGAGCAAAGUCCUGGUGUUUUUUCCAAAAAUCCUCCUCAGGCCUCCCGAGCGCAUUGCUACCAACCUCCGCCACCUCCAGUCCUUCACCCCCCCUGGCAGCCCUUCUGUUGCCAUACCUGUUCUCCGCCAGGCUCCCACUCUCUUGUCCCAGAGCUCACAGAAUAUCCUAUCUAAGCUCCAGUACUUAGAGAAGUUGGUGGGGAAGAAGGUAGCAGGGACUGUGUUGCGCAGCCAUGCGGCGGUUCUUAUUCUAUCUUUAGAGAACAUGCAAGGCAAGGUGGCGUUGUUGGGCGAUCUGAUUGGCCGAGAGAACGCUGUGCUUGCAGUGGCACGGUAUCCUUCGAUGCUGGCGUCUAAUGGGGAGAGCCUGAAGAGGGGUUUCAGCGAACUUGUGCGAGAAGUGGAAGAGGCUUUGGAGGGUGGUGAAGAUGAAGGGUAUGCACGAGAAAGCCCGUAUGUUGAAGAGCCUCAAAUUGAUGCAAAGGAUGCAAGAGAGCGUGCGGAGCAAGGGGGGAGAGCGCUGCCGAAGAAUGGUGGAGAAAGGAGAGAAGGGCGGUACUUGGAGGGAGUUGGCAGUGAUAGGAGUGGAGAAGGGAAGGAAGAGCAUAUGGAAUUGGAAUAUGGGGAGGAAGAUGGUGAGAUGGAUGAGUUGGGGGUUAGGAAGGUUGAGUAUCAAAGUGUAUUGGAUUCUAUGCAAGACAGCUAUGAUGUGUUGGGGAGAAAAGGUGCUGCGGGCCGGCGCGGCGUGAAUCAACAGCAGGGAUGGGAGGUGGCGUGCUUGACUCAGUUGCUUGGACGCACGGACAAGGAGUUUGAAAAGAGAUUCAAGGCGGAGAGCGCAAAUCCGCGAUUUGAUCCGAGCUUCGAUGGCAAGACAGUGCUGACGGUUGAGACCGACGCUCGGUUGCGUGCAGAUGGAAAAGAAAAGGGAGAAAGAGAGGGAGGAGAAUCAGAGGAGAGCGAGAGUAGAGUGGGAAGGGAGGAGGCGGAUGGCAGAGGAGAGCGUACGAGACGUGAUAGGAGAGCAAGGAAAGUGAAGGGAAAGGUUGAGGGAGACAGGAGGAAGCGUGGAGGGAGGGGAGGAUGCGAGGUAACAGAGGAGGAGAAAAAGGCAGUGGCGGUGAUUGCUGGAGUGUUGAGAGAGAAGUUCGGGCCUCAAAUAGUGAUAGAGGAGGAGGAGGAGGGGGGGGCAGCAAAUGGAAGGAUUACGGAUGAGGAGGAGGCUAAGGGACGACAAGAAGAGGAAGAGGUGGGGUAUGGGGAUGAGGAAAUAGAGGGCUCAGAAGUUGAGGAGGAAGAGGAUGAGGAAUGGAAGGAGGGGGAAGACGCAGAAGCAGAGGCAGGAGCGAGUGAUGAGGACGGAACACCCGCCACAUCUCCUCCCACGCCCCCUUCUCUACUCAAGAGGCGGCGGGCUGUUUCUCCCUCCUCCCUCCUCUCCCUCUACCGCUUCUUCUCCUCCCACCUCGGCAUCUCCUCCCCUUCCACUGUCGCUUCCCUCCUCGCCUCUUACCCUGCGCUCCUUCGGUCUGAUUCCACCAAUGACUUGCUGCCACGUGUCGAGCUUCUAGAGUCGUAUGGCAUUUCCCGUGCCGACAUCUCGACCAUCACAAUGAGUAACCCUUUCUGGCUCCGAGUCUCCCUUCCCCAGUCCUUCACUCCCCCUGACAGCCCCUCCAUUGCCAUCCGGGUUCUCCGCCAGGCCCCCUCUCUCGUCCACCUCAGCUCUCAGAAUAUCUUAGCUAAGCUCCAGUACUUAGAGGAACUGGUAGGGAAGAAGGCAGCCGCAUGUGUGGUGCGAAGCCAUCCAACGGUUCUUCUUCUAUCCAUAGAGAACAUGCAAGGCAAGGUGGCAUUGUUGGGCGAUCUGAUUGGCCGAGAGAACACUGUGCUUGCAGUUGCACGGUUUCCUGUGCUGCUGGCUUCUAAUGAGGAGAACAUUAAGAAGGGUUUUAGAGAGCUCGUGCGAGAGGUGGAAGAGGCAAUGGAGGAGAGUAGGGGAGAGGAGAGUGGGAGGCACUUGCUUGAGGAAGGUGCUAGGAAGCUUGUGCAUGAGGUGGGAGAGGCAUUGGAGGGUGGUGAAGGUGAUGGGGUUGCAAGAGAAAGCCCGGCUUUUGAAGCGUGUCAAAAGGAUGCUAGAGAACGUGCGGAGCAAGGGGGGAGCGAUGCUGGCUGUCAAUCAGGGGUCGAGGCCUGGGCUGAAGAAGAUUCAGAAGAAGGAUCAGGUUCUACGAGCAUUGCUGCCACAACAACAGCUUGUGAGCUCGUGGUGAAGCUGGUGGUUACGUUCCCGAAUUCUAUUUGCUACAGUUGGGAGAGGAACACGAGGCACAAGGUGGAAUACUUAAAGCGGGACAUGGGGCUCUCUAUAAAGGAGGUGCUUGCGUUCCCUCACUUCCUUGGGUACAGCUUGGAGCGGCGAAUCAGACCGCGACAUGUGGCACUGGUGAGCAGAGGCUUUGUGUUGGUGCCGCAUGAGGAAGCUUUGCCAAAAAAUGGUGCAGGGAGAUGGCACUUGGAAGGCAUUUCUAAUGGGAGGAGCGGGGCAGAAGGGAAGGGAGCAGCAGGGGAGGAUGUGGGUGGGAAAGAUGAGGUCGGGGUGAGGAAGCAUGAGGAUCGAACUGCUUUGGAAUAUGCACAAGACAGCUAUGCUGCGUUGGGAGGGGGAGGGGCUGUGGCUGUGAAUGCUUUAUCUCAGCGAGGUGAAGGUUGGCGGCAGGGAGGGAAGGCGGUGUGCUUGACUCAGUUUCUUGCGUGCACAGGCGAGGAGUUUGAGAAGAAAUUCCAAGUCGAGCUUGCUCCGUUCAUGCUGGAAGCUCAUCCCUAG
Closterium sp. Naga37s-1 is the source of this 4164-nucleotide messenger RNA. Lineage: Eukaryota; Viridiplantae; Streptophyta; Zygnematophyceae; Desmidiales; Closteriaceae. The record is from the annotation of a GenBank genome assembly.